This is a messenger RNA of Erpetoichthys calabaricus (reedfish), 7060 nucleotides long. Its product is annotated as GRIP and coiled-coil domain-containing protein 2. Gene Ontology annotation, cellular component: Golgi apparatus. The record is from RefSeq and is a predicted model, not a curated record. Gene Ontology annotation, biological process: late endosome to Golgi transport. The coding region runs from base 148 to 5130 and encodes 1660 amino acids. NCBI's taxonomy places the organism in Eukaryota, Metazoa, Chordata, Cladistia, Polypteriformes, Polypteridae. The transcript has 23 exons.
UCUUCCAACGAAGGCGGAAGAAAUUAUGGUUGUUUGCUUUUGUACCUGAAAUACGUGCUGCUGCUUCCGCAAACUGGGAUUUAUUUAUUUUUUUAUUUUAGUCCUUAUUGUAAUAUUUUAGAUACGUAGACGCUCUCGUGUACAGCCAUGGAGGACCAAAAUCAGGACUCUCCAGGUUUUUCAACUCCUGGUACUGUAAAAUCAAAGUUGGAUGCACUGUCAAAAGAAGAUCUUGUAAAGUUUACAAAAAAACAGAUGGCAGUGUUACAGAAAGUCAAAUCAAAAUGUGCAGAGCUAGAGAAAGAGGUCCAGGAGCUUAAAGACAAAACACAAGCUGGAACAGAAGAAGCAAUAAUUCAGGAGUUGACAGAGAGGAUGGAUGCUGUUCUUCUGGAAAAGGCUGAAAGUCAGCAAAGAUUAGCAGUGCUACGAAAAGAAAGUGAAAAAGCGAAAAAAGAAGCACAGGAAGCCCAGGAGAAACUAUCUGAGAUGCAGCAACAACUUGACCUAUCCAGAGAAGACCAGCAAAAGCAGAUUGAAGUUUUAAAAAAUGAUUUAGAAUCACUUAAAUUGAAACAUACUGAGGAGGUGGCUGAUUUUCAAAGACUUGUACAGGAAUCUCAUGAAAAACAAGAAAAACUUACUAAUGAGCUGGAACUCCGCAAUAGCCAUGAAAGUGAAAUAUCUGUACUAGAAAAACAGGUCAAGAUGGAUCAGGAACAUUACUUGGAACAAAUUAACAACUUAAAGCAGCAACUAAGUUUCUUUGAGAAGGAAAAGGAUGUAGUACUCAAAGAAAGUCAAAGAACAGUGAUGGAAGAAUUGAAGAAAGAGGUUGAGGUUCUUCAUGGAGAGCUGUUGAAUAUGAAGGUUGCUCAUGAUGAUGAAUUAAAAGAGUUAAGGGAUCAACUAGAUACUGCAGCUACCGAGUAUGAAGAAGAGAGAGAGAGGCUCUUGCGUCUUAUAGAGGACCAACAACAACAGUUAAUUGAGAAAGAAAAAAAUCUUCAUGAUGUGAAGGAGGAAGAAGAAGAAGAGGAAGAAACUAAAAGAGACUUGGAAAAAUGCCAGUCAGAAGGGUUUGUCUGUGAGAAGCAAGAUGAUGAAAUGUCGAAGCUAAAGAUGUCAGUAAAUGGUUUACAGUCACAACUAAGCAUCCUUCAGGAUGAAUUAACAUACUUGAGCAAUCUGAAGUUAAGCCUGGAGAUGGAACUGCGGCAUACAAAGGAUGAGUUCCUUCACGAGAGGGAGGAACUGGAGUUUAAGGUUAAUGAAUUGCAACUCUACAAGGAAGAUGCAGAAGGUAAUGUAGCUAAAUGUAAAGCUGAGCUUCAAGCCACUCAUGAUUCCUGGGAAGUGGCACUAAAUCAGCAUCAGGUUGAACUACAGGCUCUUCAGGAGCAGCAUCAGAAGGAGAUUGCAUCUAUGGAGAAAACUUUGCUUUCUUCUAAUGAAAAGGAAAAGGCUCAACUUUUAGCUGAAAUAAAGGAGCUCAAGACUCAGUGUGAAGCUCUGUCAUACGAAAAAAGGGAAGCUGUCAGCAGUUAUGAAAAAACCCAAGAAAUCCUACAAAACCUUCAGCUUGAAUUGAGUGUUACCACUGAAAAUGUGGCAAAACAGUUCAAUGCUUUGAAGGAGCGUGGAGCAUCUGAAAUCCAUGAACUUCAACAGAAGCUAAGGGUUGCCUAUAAUGAAAAGGACAGCCUUCUUGAGACAAUUAAGAAGCUGGAGUGUGAGGUAGAAGCAGCUUGUCAGAAUGCAACGGAAGAGUUUAAGCUUUCUUUAAGCAAGUGUAAAGAGGCAAACACAGAGUUAACUUCUCAGCUUCAGCAUAAAGACAUAAACAUCCAAGAGAUUAAGGUAGAGAUGGAAGCAUUACUUUUGGAAAAGGAGAAUAUUACUGUCACAUUAAAGAAUUCGGAGAUAGAAGUUGAAAGGCUUAAAGAGCUUUUGCAUAAAGAACAGAUACAAAGUGGUGAAGUUCAGCAGAAGGUAGAAGAUCUUAAAGAGGACUUGGAAAAAUUAAAGCUAGGCAUUGAAGAUAAAGAGAACCAACUAAAACAUGUUACUGUAGAAAAUGAUAGUCUUUGCAGGCAGCUGGAAUGUAUGGAGAGCAAAUUGCAGGACAGUUCCAUGGAGAAAGAAAAACAUCUUUUGGUGUUUAAAGAAGAAAUGAUACAUUUGCAAGAAGAGCUAAGAGUCAGUCAAGAAGAAAAUUUAAACCUUAUUCAAUGUAAAGAGAACAGUGAAGAUCGGGAGAGGUCUUUGCAAUUGGUGUUGCAAGAGAAAGACAUACUGAAGAAAAAUGUAGAGGAAAAGCUGCACCAACUAUCAGAAGUUAGAGUUCAAGCCUUGAAGUUCUGGCAGCAAGAUCCUUGUUUACAAAAGAUUGACUGUAAUGAAGAAAUAGAAGAGGAUGCAUCCCUUUUGAUUCAAAGUCUCUUAUCAAAGAUCUCUGAUGAAAAUCAGAGAGUUAUUUUGCAAACAGAUGAGCAAAUAGCACAGCUACAAAAUGCUAUUGAAAGACAAAAAGAAGAAAAUCGACUACAGUUUUCAGAGCAUCAGAGUUUUAUUGAGGACUUGAGUAAAGAAAGAACUCUUUUAAAGGAAAACCUUGAAGAAGUUAUUGCAGAUAAAGAGGGCCUGCAGAGGGACUUGAUAGAGAUGCAGAAUAGAAAUGAAAAGACUAGGGCUGAAAAUGAAGCUCUGCUUGUGCAAAUUGGGGAACUCUCUGAAAAGAUGAAGGUGGCUGAAUGCAUCAUUGAAAAAGAACAGAAAGUGACCAGUGGUUACGUGGAAAAAGACUUGCAGAAUACUCUGGCAGAAAAGGAGAAGGAAAUUUUAAGUUUACAGCAGGAAAUUUCAGCUUUAAAGGAAGCUGAACAGAACUAUUUAGUACCACAAGACUCCAAUGACAAAGAGUUAAAAGAAAAGUUAGAAAAAGAACUGCUUGAUAAAGAUGAAAAGAUGAAUAAGAUAAAAGCUGUGGCUGUAAAGGCAAAAAAGGAACUAGAUGCUAGUCGGAAAGAAGUUCAAGCUUUAAAAGAAGACCUGGAGUCUGUAAAAUCUAACCGUGAUCGACUCUCCUGCUCCAUGAAGGAUGUAAUCCAAAGUGCAGAAAGUUACAAGAAUCUUGUAGCUGAAUAUGACAAGCUGACUGAACAACUAGAUCUAGAAAAGCAAAGAGCAAAUAAUUGUGAACGUCAGGUUGGAGAAGUUAAAAGUCUUCUGCAAGCUGCUGUCCUGCAGGAAAACCAGUUGAGAUCAGAAAAUGAGGAUUUUGCUGCCCGAUCUGAAACACUGCAACACAAUGUCAAGCAAUUAGAAGUACAAAUUAUGGAUAUUCAGAAGGCAAAAUUGUUUUUGGAAAAAGAACUGGAAGGAGAGAGACUUCUAAAGGAGCAAACAGUUAAGGAUCACAGUACAGUAUUAAAAGAAGUUGAAGACCUGCAAAGUCAACUUCAGAAGCAGAAGCAACAGUUUUCUCAAACAACUCAGGAGCUGGAACAACUGAGGAAGGGUGCACAGCAAAGCACAUUAAUGGACAUUGAAAUUGCAAAUUAUGAUCGUCUUGUUAAAGAACUGAAUCAGAAGAUUUCAGUGAAAGAGAAACAGAUUGAGGAGGACAUGGAGGAAAUAAAUAUGUAUAAGCAAAAACAAGAGAAUCUGCACGAGGAAAUAACAUCUUUGAAGUCUCUUCUAGAACAAGCUGAAGAUAAAAACACUAAGAUUAAGCAGCUUUUAGUUAAGACGAAGAAGGAGCUCUCAGAUUCAAAAAAAUGUGAAGCUGAUCAGUUGAUUGUCCAUGCAGGUUUGAAAGGGGAGCUGGAGGCAUGUCAGCAGCAGCUAGAAGACUUGAAGCUUCAGUGUGCCGAUCUUACCGCAGAUAAACACAAAUUACAAGAACAGUUGAGGACAAUGGCAGAGCAACAUCAUCGUGCAACCAAUGCGUUUCAACAGAAAAUCACAGCUCUGCAGGAAGAGUGCAAUACUGCUAAGGAAGAACAGGCUUCAACAGCAGCAGAGUUUGAAAAUUACAAAGUCCGUGUUCACAAUGUGUUGAAGCAGCAAAAGAAUAAGUCCUCAUCACAAAGUGAAAAUGAUGUAUCCAAACAGGAAAGAGAAUAUUUAGAAAAGGUGAUGGAACAGCUCAAAGCUAAGUUGCAGGAAACUCAGAAGAGCCUGAAACUGAACACAGAUGAUCUCCAGACAUUGCAGAUGGAACAUGACACUUUGUUGGAGCGUCACAACAAGAUGCUGCAGGAGACUGUAGCCAAAGAGGCUGAACUGCGGGAGAGGGUUUGCACAGUUCAGUCGGAGAAUGCAGUGCUGAAAUCGGAACAUAACCUAAUGCUGAGUCAACUAACAGCCCAGAAUGAAUCUCAGAGGAAUACCUUCCGGGAUCAGAUGCGCCAUCUUCAGGAAGAUCACAGAAAAACGGUUGAGACACUGCAGCAACAAGUCAAUAAACUGGAAGCUCAGCUGUUCCACUUACAGAAGGAGGCUACAGCAGCAAGUCCUCCACCAGGUCAGCAGCUAAAGAAGAGUCUUCAGGAGAGGAAGUAUACAGAUCAAACAGUCUGUGAUCUGCAGUCUAUGGCUAGAGAGGAGGGAGAAGGAAUGGAAACUACAGAGACAGAGUCUGGAUCCUUGAUGAUCACCUCCACACCAUCCCUAGAGCAACUUCUGAACUCACCUGAGCCUAAAACAGAGCCAUCAUUAUGGCAGGCAGAGCCCAGUAAAGAGCAGCUGACACAGAAGCUAAACAGUGCAACUAAGAAUAUUGAUCACCUGAAUGGACUGCUUCGAGAGUCGGAAGCCACAAAUGCUAUAUUGAUGGAACAGAUCACGCUUUUAAAGAAUGAAGUCAGGAGACUUGAAAGAAAUCAAGAACGGGAGAAGUCAGUGGCCAACUUGGAGUACUUGAAGAAUGUCCUGCUACAGUUUAUAUUCCUUAAAUCCAGUAGUGAAAGACAGGCACUCCUCCCUGUCAUCCAUACUAUGCUGCAACUGAGCCCGGAGGAGAAGAGUAAACUGUCAGCGAUAGCACAAGGUGAAGAUGAAGCAGCUUCGACAAGCAGGUCGUCCGGGUGGACAUCGUAUCUUCACAGCUGGUCAGGAAUAAGAUGAGAGUGUUUUUUUUUGUUUGUUUUGUUUUUCUUUUUUUAUAUCUACAUGUAGUUCCGAAGACACUGUACAUUCCAUAAUUUUCACUGUGAAUUUCUGCUGUGUGACUCCCACCCCCCUUUUGUCAAAAUUAAUUCUGAAGCAGUUAUUGCUUUCUUUAUGUUAACCCUUUUAAAAAGGAAGUUAAUUUUAACUUUAAAAAGGUACUUUUUCACUUUAAAUUAUCUUAAAUAUUGGAAAUAUUUGACACAAAGUAUUUAUUGAUUAUUAUUUUUCAGUCUUUUCUAUUUAGACACCUUUAUUAUAUUAUACAUUACUGGUAAAUCUGCAAUUUUUGUUAUUAAUUUUAUUUAACUUUAUAAUAAGUUCUAUGUGUGUGUCCAGUUGCUUUAAAGCAUUGUCUCACUGAAGGACGUUUAUAGCUUUCUCUUUCAGCAUUCACAGUUUUUACCCCCUAUUUCUUUUUGUUAGAUUUCUGAGGUUAUUAUCUAUUUUAAGAUUAAUUCAAUUAUCAGUAAUUAAAAACUAAAAAUUAUUUAAUAUAUGCUAUUGUGACAUAAAUGAAUGCAGCCUUUAAUGCAUUUUCUAUGACAGGAAAACGUGGCAGUUGUGAAGCCAUUGUCGGCAUCACUUAUCUUUACGUUUUUGUCAUUCGUUAACACUAUGAAGCUCCUGUCCAUCUUUUUAGUAUUUAAAAUUGUUUCUUUGAACAAGGCAACAUUGUGUUAAAGGUUUUUGGGAAGUUUCCUUUUAUUGCAUAUCAGCCUUUCAGUUUCAGAAUUUUCAUCUGGGCAUUGAUUUUAAAUAAAUGAAAAUUCUAAUAACUGAAACUGUUUACAUUGUAGAAUCCAAUUACUUGAUUAACUUAACUAAGGCAUCAUCUCUGUAUUUUUGUAAUGCAUUACUUGAGUAAUUAAAUAAUAUAAAUCUUGUUAGACUAAUUUAACCAGAAAAUUCUGUAAGCUCUGAGUUGCAUAGGAGCAGUUGCAAUCCUGCAGAAGGAUUCCAGUUUUUACAGGUUGUGUGACCGUAACAAUUGCAGGCCUGAAGGUUUGGUGUUUUAUUACAGUUAACGAAUAUCACUCUCUAAAGUGUAUCCUUAAAGUAUGUCGUGUUCUUUGGUUAAUAACUGACAGGACUGGUCAUGCUUCACUAAAAACCAGUGAGGUGGUCCCACUGCUUUUCAGCUAGCGCAGUCCUAAGGUCCUUUCUCUUCCUGCCAUUGCACUUUUCUGGCAGCACGUCUUCUCGGAGAAAGGUGACGUGGCCCAAGAUUAACUCUGACAGGCAGGGAUUACCCAUUAGCCUGUCGUAGGCUCCAGUGAAGCCAGGAGGGCCAGGCACGAUGGCAUACUGUAUAUUGAAGCAGUGCCUUGUGUGUUUUACACAAGAGCUCCUAAAGCCUGCAAUAUAACAAGGAAGUACAAAUCGUGCCGUCAUGUUUCGGCAGUGGUCUCCUGCCCCCACCCCCUCGUCCCGAACAGCAGAAUAAAGUUACAGAGGCCAUAGAGUUCAAUGGGAAUUCAGUAACAAAAAGGGCUUUGAUUUAAAAAAUAAAUAAAUAAAUGAAUGAAGGAAUGUAACUUUCUUUUAGUGGGAUUUCAUACUUGAGACAUAAGAUUGGAAAUGAAGUUUUGUAUAGUAAUAGUAACAAAUGUGAAAAUUAUAAUUAUGCUUAAGGGGUCAAGCUGAUUUUUUUUUUCUUUUCUGUCAACUUAAAAUAUUUUUACUAUUUCUUUUAAAACAUUUGUAUUCGUUUAGCAUUUUUGCACUGUGAAAUUUAAAAAGAAAAGCCAAAACAUGUUUAUUAAAAUCUUUGAUUGUGUUCUCGAGACUUGCUGCUUUUACACAAGACAAGACAUGGUGAAUGUGCAAUUUUUUUACAGCUCAUACUUGCCCAUACUGUGCUGUGAAUAAACAAAAUAACAAAGUA